AGGUUAAAUAAUACGUCUGGAGGGAGCUUUCGAAAUUGUGUACUUUUUUAUCAUCAAACUUUGUUUAAUUUCAGUGUCUUGCAUUAAAUUUUGUACAUGGCAGAAAAAUCGAUCAACGCAUAUGACGAUCAAAAUUUUGAGGUUGAGAAGAUCCUAGCAAGACGGAAGAGAGAGAGAAAGGUUGAAUACCUGAUAAAAUGGAAGGGUUUUUCAUCAGAAGAAAAUUCAUGGGAACCAGAGGAAAACAUGAAUGAAUGCCAAGAACUUGUUAGACAAUUUCAAAAAAGGGAAAAAGAAAUGAAUCGCAUGAAGGCAAGAAGUCGAAGAGGUCGCGCUAAUGGUUUUUAUACCGAAGAAGAAAGCCCGUCAAAAUCAUCUGAUUCAACGUCGAAAGGUGCAGAAGAAUAUCAGAUAUUGCAUCGAGUCCAUCCACCACCGUCAUCAGAAAAUUCAGCUGAAAUGUCGAGGCACAAGGAAUCGAAAUUUAUCCAUCGAGAAGAAAAGGAAGCGCACCAAAACAAAGAGAAGAACGAAGUUGUUUUGAAAAGAAAGACAACACAUUUGAGAGUCCUAGCGGUUGUUGUCCUUUUCUGUCUGAUUAUUUUCGCGCUUGUAGCACCGGUCGGGUCGUCCAUUGACGUUUGAGUAUUAAAAAAUAAGAUGCUUUACUAGAUAACAAGAAUACAUGGCGGUUGGAAUCAACUAUCAACUUACCUGCCAAAAAUUUGAUGUUUCGAAUGACAUGUGUAUGUGGACGUCAAAUUUCUUUCCGACUUUCUGGUCAUGCUUUCAGCCGUUUGUACGGUCGUUUGCAGAAGAUUUACUCAAAACUUAUCUGCUACCAUCUUAGAUCGGUCGAAUUGAAAUACAUAUAAGUCAGUUGUGAGAUUGAACGAUCUUGCGAAUAGAACCAUUUGCAAUUUAUUUUGACUUUCGCUUUAGAACUUGUGGAUCGAGCUUUACGUGCAUCACGCUAAGUUGCUGAAACGUGUUUCGAAAUCACGAUUUUGAACAACUCUCAUGUUUUUAGCUAUACGUAUGGGUUUUAUUUAGAUAAGGUUAAAGGGAGCUUUUAUGGUAUUAUGUGUAUACUUUACCCAAAUAUUGUAAUUAUUGAUUUUAUUUAAGGAAUUGUUGCAAUUUUCCA
Messenger RNA from Xenia sp. Carnegie-2017, 1147 nucleotides. Its product is annotated as chromobox protein homolog 5-like. Gene Ontology annotation, molecular function: chromatin binding. The coding region runs from base 97 to 645 and encodes 182 amino acids. Gene Ontology annotation, biological process: chromatin organization; negative regulation of transcription by RNA polymerase II. Gene Ontology annotation, cellular component: pericentric heterochromatin. NCBI's taxonomy places the organism in Eukaryota, Metazoa, Cnidaria, Anthozoa, Malacalcyonacea, Xeniidae. The transcript is spliced from 4 exons. The record is from RefSeq and is a predicted model, not a curated record.